Molecule: messenger RNA, 612 nt
Organism: Adineta steineri
Lineage: Eukaryota; Metazoa; Rotifera; Eurotatoria; Adinetida; Adinetidae
Source: the annotation of a GenBank genome assembly
AUGUUUUUUACAAGUGAAUAUAAAAGUCGACAGUUGGUCACUUUCGUUUGGUCACUGUUUUUUCUUGCUUUAAUGGUCAAUACAAUUUAUUCUGAGGAAAUAUUUCAAUCUCGAAUAGUUUACUAUCCUAGUGGCACUCAAUAUUCUCCUGUCAAUCAAGCAGCACAAUUACUUUCGACAACCAUCAAAAAUUCAUUGAAAGCAUGUGCUAUUGCAUGUAAUCAAAAUGUCUUAUGCCGCAUUGCUGAGUAUGAUACAUCUGCAUCAGGACAAUGUCGAUUGUUUGAAGGUGACAUAGAUACAACGGGAAGUAUUAUUACAUUACCAUCACAGUCAAGAGUUGGCGUUGUACAAAUAUCAGCGAGUUUAUUUUCACAACAUGGUUUUCCAUGUGGUACCAGUUGUCAAGAAAAUCGUUAUCUUACCUGUCAAAAUGAUUCAACAUGUCAAUGUAUGCCACAUACUUAUUGGAAUACAACAGCAUCUAUAUGCAUGCCACAAUCAUCUCUAGUCGGUGCACCAUGUCAACAAAAUAUGAGCAUGUGUCGGGAAGAUCUCGAUUAUAGCUGUUUGCCAACCAAUCAGUGUGGAUGUAAGUUGCAUCUAUUCUAA